This is a messenger RNA of Chenopodium quinoa (quinoa), 468 nucleotides long. RefSeq lists its product as uncharacterized. The record is from RefSeq and is a predicted model, not a curated record. The coding region runs from base 1 to 468 and encodes 155 amino acids. Lineage: Eukaryota; Viridiplantae; Streptophyta; Magnoliopsida; Caryophyllales; Amaranthaceae. The transcript is spliced from 2 exons.
AUGGUUGAAGAUCCCAAAGAAUUAUGGGAUUGCCUUAAUGAAAGAUUUGGACACCACAAAAGGGUGCUCCUUCCUAAGGCAUUAUUUGACUGGACAAAUUUACGGUUCCAGGAUUUCAAAUCCGUAAUUGAUUACAAUUCAAUCAUGCAUGAGAUAGUAUCUAUAUUGAGAUACUGUGAUCAUCCAGUCACCGAUGAACAGAUGAUUGAAAAAACACUCAAUACCUUUCAUGCAAGCAACAUACUGUUACAAGAACAAUAUCGUGAAAGAGGGGGACGUAGUUGUCGUACGGCCAAACAUUUAGUAGACCUUUACCAGGCUUCUGUAAAAGGCAAAGAGAAAAAUGCAGAAGCAAAUUAUGUUAAUGAAGAAAAUGCUCCAUGUCCUACCCUUGAUGUGUCCGAUUUCUUCAUGGACAAUGUUGAAAUUGGGAAUGAUUUCAUCUUUGGAGAAAAUAACAAUGCUUAA